UGGGGAGUAUUUGCUGACACAAUAUUUUUGUAAAACUUUAAUUUUACUAGCACUUCUGGAUUUUAAGUUUUUGCUUUUUAGUUGGGGGUUAUACUGAUAUGUUCAAUUAAAUUGGACAUGUGGACUUAUUUUUUGAGUUUUGCUUGCAGUUUGUAAAACAUUCCUGUGAGCAUGCUUUUGCUGUCACUGACAGCACAAGUGAAGAAACUGAUGCACAACUUUAUUGAUUGAAAUUGGGAUUAAAUUUCAAUUUGAUCAACUAUCAAAAAAGAAGGAUAACUGGAUAUCACAGGACUAUGAACUGAUAUGCGGGGAUCAUCCCCAGACUCUGGGCCAGAAACAUAAACCAACACCACAAUAGACAGACAGACAGACAAACAGACAGACAGACACUUUCGACGAUCACUUUGACUGUGGAGACGGGCAGCGUGCUGUCCAAAGACCCAGCCUGACGCACGGAGACGGACAGACAGACAGACAGUCUGAUGCCAACUGUCUCCACUGUCAAUCUCACGGCACCACUCCUCCUCCUGUUGCUAUGGGCAACCCACCCCACCAUGGCAACCAACUGGCUCUCCCUGGCGAGGCUGCCUCGCUCCAGGCCCGUGUCCGGUGCUGCCCCAUGUGCGCGGCUGAGGGGGCUGACCCCAGGGCAGGUGGGGGUGUGCAGGGCGCGAGGGGAGGUCAUGGAGUCCGUACGCAAGGCAGCCGAGAUGGUCAUAGAAGAGUGCCAGCACCAGUUCAGGAAUCGCCGCUGGAACUGUUCCACCACCCCACGUGGGAUCAAUGUAUUUGGCAGAGUCAUGAAUCAAGGGACUCGUGAGGCGGCCUUUGUGCACGCUUUGUCCUCAGCAGCCGUGGCGGUGGCUGUGACCCGAGCCUGCACCCGCGGGGAGCUGGAGAGGUGUGGCUGUGACAGGAAGGUCAGGGGGGUCAGCCCCGAGGGUUUCCAGUGGUCAGGCUGCAGUGACAACCUGUCCUAUGGCGUCGCUUUCUCCCAAACAUUUGUUGAUGAACCAGAACGAGCCAAGGGUCUGUCAGCGGGGCGCCCACUCAUGAACCUCCAUAACAACGAGGCUGGUCGAAAGGCCAUCCUUCACAACAUGCAGGUGGAGUGUAAAUGUCACGGCGUCUCCGGCUCCUGCGAGUUGAGGACCUGCUGGAAGGUUAUGCCUCCAUUCAGGCGUGUCGGCGUUGUGCUCAAGGAACGCUUUAAUGGAGCCACAGAGGUUCGCCUGACUCGUAUCGGAUCCAGGACAGCCCUGCUUCCCCGUGACCCGCAGGUCAAACCCCCUGCUGCCAGAGACCUUUUAUACGUUGCGCCCUCUCCAGAUUUCUGCCAUCUCGACCCUGACAACGGUAUCCCUGGCACUGCUGGUAGGAAAUGUAACGGAACUUCUCGGCUGGCGCCAGACGGCUGUGAGCUGGUGUGCUGCGGGCCGGGGUACAGAGCGGGCCGGGCCGAGGUGGUGCAGCGCUGCUCCUGCAAGUUCUCCUGGUGCUGCUCAGUCCGCUGCCAGCAGUGCAAGAACACGGUCACCAUUCACACCUGCAGAGUCUAAGACUGCCCAAACAAGACCAAACCGACCGAGCAGAGAUAUCCGAACAAACCACUAGACGGACACUCACAAACAAAAAGACGGGAUAAGGACAACUUAGACACCUGUUUCACACGUUUAGCACCAAAUUGUCUUAAAUUCUGGUCUUAAUUUAACUCAUUUUUGACUGAAGCAGUGCUUAGCAGAGUUAAGUUUGAGGAUUCUGUUGUAAAAGCUGCAAAGUACAAAGCAAACAACAAUGACAAAGCAUCAACAGUAAGUAAGGGUACAAACAAAAACCUUCAGAGACGGACAGGUGGGCAGGCUCACACAUGCAUCCAUGCACACAAACGUACAUGAACAAACACUCAACAGUUAAUCUCACACUGAACUGACAAAGCUUUUAAAGCUGAACUUAACCACAACUAACAGGGAAACAUUGCAGCACUAUUCUUAUUUUAUGCAAACUAUUUGCAUCAUAGACUAGCAGGUCUUUGAACAUUUACUGUAUUUAUGUCUUCUUCUCUAUUCUGGUUUAUUUAUUUGUAUAUCUCUUUGCUUCACUUCAGCAGCAAUAUUUUAAAUAGCGAAAAUAACUUCUACUUACAUCA
Molecule: messenger RNA, 2149 nt
Organism: Sebastes umbrosus (honeycomb rockfish)
Lineage: Eukaryota; Metazoa; Chordata; Actinopteri; Perciformes; Sebastidae
Gene: wnt4b
Product: wingless-type MMTV integration site family, member 4b
Exons: 9
Coding region: 486-1562 (358 amino acids)
Biological process (GO): canonical Wnt signaling pathway; cell fate commitment; multicellular organism development
Cellular component (GO): extracellular region
Molecular function (GO): frizzled binding; cytokine activity
Source: RefSeq, a predicted model, not a curated record